This is a messenger RNA of Epinephelus fuscoguttatus (brown-marbled grouper), 2782 nucleotides long. RefSeq names its product tripartite motif-containing protein 16-like. The coding region runs from base 108 to 1787 and encodes 559 amino acids. Lineage: Eukaryota; Metazoa; Chordata; Actinopteri; Perciformes; Serranidae. The transcript has a single exon. Gene Ontology annotation, molecular function: zinc ion binding; protein binding. The record is from RefSeq and is a predicted model, not a curated record.
UCAGGAAGUGUACAUGAGGGCAAGGAACAAAGUUUUGUGUUUGUGCAGGCUGUUUCUCCUGUUCAGGGAAAGUGAAACUCAGACAGUCGUUGCCACUGAGAAGUGAAAUGGCGCAAAAAGGAGUUCAGCUGGACAGGGAAACAUUCUCUUGUUCGAUCUGUCUGGAUCUACUAAAGGAUCCGGUGGCCAUUCCUUGUGGACACAGCUACUGCAUGAACUGUAUUAAAAGUUUCUGGGAUGAAGAGGAUCAGAAGAAAGUCUACAGCUGCCCUCAGUGCAGGCAGAUCUUCACACCAAGGCCUGUGCUGGUAAAAAACACAAUGUUAGCAGUUUUAGUGGAGAAACUGAAGAAGACUGGACUCCAAGUUGCUCCUGCUGAUCACUGCUAUGCUGGACCAGAAGAUAUAGCCUGUGAUAUCUGCACUGGGAGAAAGCUGAAAGCUGUCAAGUCAUGCUUAGCCUGCCUAGCCUCUUACUGUGAGAAACACCUCCAACGUCACUACGAUGCAGCUCCACUAAAGAAACACAAGCUGGUGGAGCCCUCCAAGAAGCUCCAGGAAAACAUCUGCUCUCAUCACGAUGAAGUGAUGAAGAUGUUCUGCCGUACUGAUCAGCAGUGUGUCUGUUAUCUCUGCACUGUGGAUGAACAUAAAGGCCAUGACAUAGUCUCAGCUACAGCAGAAAGGAAUGAGAGGCAGAGAGAGCUCGAGGUGAGUCAGCAGAACAUCCAAUGCAGAAUCCAGGACAAAGAAAAAGAUGUAAAAGUGCUUCAACAGGAGGUGGAGGCCAUCAACCGCUCUGCUGAUAAAACAGUGCAGGACAGUGAGAAGAUCUUCACUGAGCUGAUCCGUCUCUUGGAGAAAAGAAGCUUUGAUGUGAAGCAGCAGAUCAGAUCUCAGCAGAAAAGUGAAGUGAGUCGAGUCAAAGAGCUUCAGGAGAAGCUGGAGCAGGAGAUCACUGAACUGAAGGGGAAAAACGCUGAGCUAGAGCAGCUGUCACACACAGAGGAUCACAAUGAGUUUCUGCGCAAUUAUCCCUCAUUGCUACAGAUCAGUGAAUCUACAGAUACAUCCAGACUCAGUAUCCGUCCUCUGCGGUACUUCGAGGAUGUGACAGCGGCUGUGUCAGAGACCAGAGAUAAACUGCAGGAUGUUCUGAGUGAGAGAUGGGCAAACAUCUCAGGGACAGUGACUGUAGUGGAUGUUUUACUGUCAAACUCACAAGCAGGGCCCAAGACCAGAGCUGAUUUCUUGAAAUAUUCACAAGAAAUUACACUGGAUCCAAACACUGCACACGCAUGUGUGUUAUUAUCUAGGGGAAACAGGAAAGCAAGAGUUAUGAAUAAACAUCAGUCAUAUCCUAGUCACCCAGACAGAUUCACUAAUAGGUGUCAGGUCCUGAACAGAGAGAGUCUGACUGGACGUUGUUACUGGGAGGUGGAGUGGAGCGGGUUUGAGGUUUUUAUAGCUGUUACAUACAAGACUAUUUGCAGAGCUGGGGAAAAAUGUAGAUUUGGAAAUAGUGACGAGUCAUGGGCAUUAUAUUGUUCAAGCGAUCUUUAUGAAUUCCGCCAUGACAAACUCAAAACUCCUGACUCAGUUCCUCAAUCCUCCAGAAUAGGAGUGUACCUGGAUCACAGAGCAGGUAUUCUGUCCUUCUACAGUGUCUCUGAAACCAUGACUCUCCUCCACACAGUCCAGACCACAUUCACUCAGCCUCUCUAUGCUGGACUUGGGCUUUAUCACUGGUUUGGUGGUACAACAGUAGAGUUUUGUCGGCUCAAAUAAACAAUAUGCCUUCAUUUUUUUCCCACAUGUCAAUCAAACAGUGUGGGCAGGAUUGUGUUACCUUCUCUCUCAUUUUCUGUCAAAGGACAUUGCACUUCCUCUUGUUUGCUAUUUAUGCUGUUUAUGUUUUGUAAUUUUGAGGUGAUUAAAAGUUUAAAAGUAAAAAGGAAACAGAAAAAUGUAAGAGGCUGCUUAACUGGAAAAUGGAUACCUUGAAAUAGCAAUAUGAAUAUGGAAAGUAACAUUGAAAAAUGGAACCAUGUAGAGGCUUGACUGAAAAUGCUUCAAAGUAGAAAUGAAUUUUUUAAUAUUUUGGUUUAUGACAAAAUGCCAUGAGCCUCAGCUUUACGUAACACUUAACUAAGAUACUGAAAACUGUUGACAUUAAAACCUACCAAUGACAUACUAGCAUUGUCAUUGUUAGCAUGUUAGCAUGCAAGGAUUUAACUCAAGGCACAACUGCACCCAAGGAAAGCCUCAAAGAGCCACUAGCAUGGCCUCAGACUGUUGGAAUUGUUUACCAUAAAGGUUUCUGUACAGGCAUCAGCAAUGAAUUUAAAUAUUAAAAACAUUUUUUGUGGUGAAUCUGGGUGAGAGGUGCUGAGGAGGAAAAUCUGUGUUUGGGUGCAGGUCUCUGAUAUCCAACUGUGGGGUUUGUUUCUAUUUGUUUCUAUCUAUUAAUGUGGGAUUUAAUGCAUUUACAGAAAGGUACAUUGGACUACAUGUAUACAGUAGGUAGGAGAGGGGGUAAAUAAUUGCAUUUGCUUGUAGUUUCUGUUUUAUUUUUGAUACCAAUAUUAAAACGUGGACAUUUAGUUGUGCUUCAUAAAAAUGUUGUUGUAGUUAUAAAGUGCUUUAAAUGUUUUUAAAUCAGUAGGUCUACCUUUUCAGUAGCCUCACUAUGUUCUAACCACUGUAUAGUUGUAAUCAUUGAUUAUUUUUCUUUGCAGUGCUGAUGAACUUGUUUAACUUACUGAUUGUGUAAAUGAAUAAAA